AUGCAGUUCAGCGCUCUCAUCACCUCCGUUCUCUGCCUGGUCGCAGCCCAGUUCGCUGCCGCAGAGGACCUUACCUCCAUGUCAACAACGACCAUCACAAAGACCUUGCUCCGAGUGAACUCGGUCACUCCCACUCCCACUCCCAGCUCGAGCAUGAUGAGUGUCACCGCGACUUCCACCCCGCUGGUUGUCUCAUCCACCCACGCCGCUCCCUCUGCCACCCACACCGGCGGUGCCGUUAGUAUGGGCGCCGGCGUGCCGGCUGCCCUCAUUGCUGGCUCUUUCGCGCUCAUUAUGGGCCAGGCCCUGUAA
Molecule: messenger RNA, 312 nt
Organism: Penicillium atrosanguineum
Lineage: Eukaryota; Fungi; Ascomycota; Eurotiomycetes; Eurotiales; Aspergillaceae
Exons: 1
Coding region: 1-312 (103 amino acids)
Source: RefSeq, a predicted model, not a curated record